This is a messenger RNA of Gigantopelta aegis, 1719 nucleotides long. Its product is annotated as cartilage matrix protein-like. The coding region runs from base 1 to 1719 and encodes 572 amino acids. The record is from RefSeq and is a predicted model, not a curated record. NCBI's taxonomy places the organism in Eukaryota, Metazoa, Mollusca, Gastropoda, Neomphalida, Peltospiridae. The transcript is spliced from 6 exons.
AUGAGGUGGGCUGCCUUCUGGUUAGCUGUGGCAGCACUCGUUGUGUUUGUUGAAGAUACACAACAAGCAGACUGUAACGCCAAAUUAGACAUUAUAUUUGUGCUGGAUGGGUCACAAAGUGUAACCCUCACGAACUGGGUGAAAAUUAAAGACGCCGUCAUAAACUUCAUCACGAACAUCAGACAAACUGCCGUUGGGGCACGUUUCGGCGUCAUCGUUUACAGCGAUGGCGUCAAACCUAACGGCGUCAUAGAAAUUUCAACUGACGCCGACAUCGCCAACAAAAUAAAGACUCUCGAUUAUCCAGAGGAUGCCACAGACACCCACGUGGGGAUUGACAAGGCAACCGAGAUGUUCCAGAGAACCAAGAUUCCCAACGUGCAGCAGAUAAUGUUCGUCAUCACUGACGGAAUUUCACGUCUGCCCAACGUCACGGCAUUCUCGGCUAACGAGGCUAAGCAUGCGGGAAUUAACAUAUUUGCUGUUGGUAUCGAUACAUCGUUCACACCAAGAUCCCAACGACUGUUCACGGAAGAACUCACCACCAUUGCCUCAAAAAUAGAACAAUAUGUGAAGCUCAGUAAUUUCGAACCAUUGGCUGCCGAAAUAUUGAAAUUUCAAACCCUGGUCUGCGAUGCCGAUGCCUUCAGCCUUGAACUUGCCGACAUAAAGGUACCGGUAGGAGCGACUCUCAUUCUCAUCAGCGGUUUCAGUAAAGGCAACCAGAAUGCAGUCUGGUACCACGAACACCAGAUGUUAACCCAAGGGGGGCGCUUUGAGAUGACCAACACAGGCAACAUGUACAAACUGACUGUCAGGAAUGCUGUUCUCGAUGACAGCGGCAACUACAGCGUCAGCAUCAACGGGGUGACAUCAAGAUCUCAAGUAUCUAUAGUUUGCAACAACGACGUGGACAUCAUCCUUGUCGUAGACGGCUCUUUCAGCAUCACGUCGUCUGUCUUUAACGAUCUUCUGAAACCAGCAGUGAGCGACUUCAUCAGCAACGUUGUCGGAAGCAGCAACAACAACCACGUUGGCGUAAUAUUCUAUAGCCACGAGGUGGAUCAGCCGACGUUUUCGUUGUCUGGAGACGAGACGAAACUGCUACAGUACGUGAACAACCACGCCUACCCCAACGGAGGAACGAAGACAUAUCUUGGCAUCGACGAGGCUGUGUCUAUGGCAGUAACCUCUGGGAGAAGUCAGGCCGAAAAAGCGAUGAUUGUCAUUACGGACGGAGAAUCGGACGACAUAACUAAGACAAUAGCAGCUGCUGUUGCUGCCAGACGGCAAGGGUUCACGAUCUACGCCGUUGGAGUUGGAAGCAACGUGAACUCAAUGGAGCUCGAGGGCGUUGCGUCGACAGCGAAUGACGUCAUUAUAGCAGAAAGUUUCAACGUGCUUGCUACUGAACUCGGAAACCUCACGAAGCAAUGUGUUGCUUUUACUGUGAAGCUGACCGGACAGACGGUGCGACAAGGUGCCACAAUCACGCUCACUGGUACAAUUAACGAAGCCGGUGGGGGCAGGGCGGCGAGAUGGUUUCGAGACGGCGUCGAGAUAUUCGCCGGAGGGAGAUUCUCCAUGUCGGUCAGUGGGUUGGUAUACACGCUCACCAUCACAAAUGCCGACCCUUCAGACGCGAGACUGUACCGAAUAGACGUGGGGGGAGCAGUCUCAGAAGCAAAUGUUGUUGUGAUUGUUUUUGAUGAAAAAUAA